AUGCGCGGCUCAUCUUUUCAUCCCCCCAGCCACCAUGGCCCGCCACUCCUCAGCCGCCCACACCCAGCCACUCCUAAUGCUGCUACUGUUGUUUUUGUGGCCACUGACGGGUGCUACCACACGGGAGUUGACGGCAGAGGAGCUGCGUGUAGUCUUCAAGGGAGAGAGACAGUGCCUGUCUACAGUCUUGUGGAACCUCACUUGGAGUUUCCGGGCGGACAGGAAAGGAACAAGAGGUCAAGCGUGAGAAAACGGGACAUUAGAAUCACUGAGGUCCCAGAGCAGAUUGACUCACAGCCCUUACUGAGACUUCAAGCUCUGGGGAAGACGUUCAAUUUCAAGCUGCACCCAAACAAUGAGCUCGUGUCGCCGCACUUCGCCUUCGUGGGUCGUCGUGGGGAGCAGGUGCGGGAGGUGAGGGAGUUGGGCAGCAGCGACCUGGGCUGCUACUACCAUGGCGUAGACCAGACGGAGGCCAAGUACCCCAAUGCUGCCACCAUCGCCGUGGAGCUGUGUGGUCAUGUUCGGGGUGUUAUUCACGGGCCCUCCCAGGAGUACAUAAUCGAGCCCCUGCCAAGCGAGGUGACCCAUGCAAGGCGGCGACGAAGCCUUAGCGCCACGUCCGACAUCCCCACCCACAUUCUCUACACCAGGGUCACCGCCCUAGCAGCCCCAGAAUAUCUGUCGAGGCCGCGGAGAUCCUUCAUGACAGGUCAGGAGGCAAGGGCAGCGAUGGGGGAACGUACCGGCCUGCGCUCCUACUACGACAGCUAUGAGCACGUGGUGGACUCGCACUUGAGAUCCGAGUGGGACGACCUGAACCCCGGCAGGAGUUAUGACAGGGAUGAGACAGGGACGGCGGUGCAGGGAACCAAGGACCUCUAUGUCGAGACGUCCGUGUUCGUGGACCGUGACCUGUAUCGCCACAUGCUGGAAAACUUUCCCAAGGACACGGAGGAGCAGGUGCUGAAGGUGGUGCUGGCCAUGGUGAACGCGGUACAACUCCUGUACAACGAUGAGUCGCUGGGCUACCAUGUCAAGUUCGUGCUGAAGCGUUUGGAGAUUCUGUACACGGACCCGCCAGGCCUCUACCGCCCCUAUGACAUCGACCAGUUUCUCACCAACUUCUGCCUGUGGCAGCGAGGCGAGAACCCAGCGAGGGACGGCGACGCGCUGCAUUGGGACCACGCACUCAUCUUGACGGGGCUGGACGUGUUCACUAUCACCCCGGACGGGAAAGUGAACGCGCAAGUUGUCGGCUUGGCUCCAGUGGCCGGCAUGUGCACUCGUUCCAGUUCAUGCACAGUGAAUGAGGGUCGCCACUUUGAGUCUGUCUACGUCAUGGCGCACGAAAUUGGCCAUAACUUAGGUAUGCGGCACGACGGCCUUCAGGCUGGCAAUAAUUGCGACCCUGGGAGGUAUAUUAUGUCCCCCACCCUUGGUUCUGGCAAGAUUACCUGGUCAUCCUGCUCCAGACGUUACCUUGACGCCUUCCUUAGGUCCUCCCAGGCAUCGUGUCUUAUGGACGCUGCAGAGGCUGAUGGUCCUCACCUAGACCACGAUGCUGAUUCCCUGCCCGGCCAGCGCUUCCCAGUCAACCAGCAAUGCAUGCUGAAACACGGAGUGGGGAGCUACCACGCGUCCACCCAGAAACUAGAGGACAUCUGCGAGGACCUGCACUGCCGUCGCGACCAUUAUACCUGGACCUCCCACCCGGCCCUGGAAGGCACUACCUGCGGACAUCGACAGUGGUGCCGCCGAGGGAAGUGCGUGGAGGACAGCAACGCUCCUGGUCUCUCGCAGGAGUUACUCAUGUCCUCGUCCUCCUCCAACAAUGGCCUUGGGUCCGGGGAUCGUGGCGGGGGAGCGGGAGGGGAGUGGGGGCCGUGGUCUGAGUGUCGGUCAUCUUGCCUUUACGGCGUCGAUGGAGCCUUGUCCUCUGGGAGUUCCGGUCUAGCGUUGUCUGAAAGGCGAUGCAGAACCUGCCGGGAGGAGUACCGCUACAGGCUGUGUUCGGCCGUCGAGGAGUGCGGAACGGGACAGCGAAGAACAGUGCAGGACUUCGCCCAUGACAUCUGUCAGAGACGCUCUCGAUCCAUGCCUCUCCUAACGGGCUUGGCGAAGCGAGUGCCGCUGAGAGGCCCAACACAGUGCGAGGUGGAGUGCGAGACGAUGGGCCACGGGGUGCAGUCGUCUGACAGGAGUUUCCCCGACGGUACUGUAUGCCAGUCUGCCUCAAACUUUCCUGCCUUCUGCGUUGCCGGCGUGUGCACGGAGUUCCGCUGUGAGCCAGACGCUCUUUAUGGUGCUGAUCCCGUCACGUGCCGGCCGGACAUGGGCGCCCCGGACCCAUACCGUCCCCUAGGUCCCAACCCACGCCCACCCGCCUUCACUACCACUCGUCAUCCGGCCACCUCUACUUUCGCCUCGGGAGACCGCCAGUGGGGUGCCUGGAGACCUGCUUCCAACUGCCGCUUCAGCUGCCUCACGCCGGCCAUGGGCAUCCAGUUGGUGAGUCGCAAGUGUCUGGGCAGAGGCUGCUACGGAGUAAAUAGAAACAUCCAAGUAUGCUCCCCCGGCAGACAGCAUGACUGUGACAGGAUGCAAACACCCUUUGAGUACGCGAGCGAUGUGUGCCGUCGUUUCAAGGCCAGUGUCAGUAAACUUUCAGGAGUGGGCAUGCAGUUGGCCAGCACGCAAGAUGAUCCCGAUCGGUCGUGUACGGUUGCCUGCCAGGACGCCGAGCUCGACUAUCGUUUCUAUCGUGUCAAGGGGCGGGACGGGUGGUUCCCCUUCGGCACAGAGUGUACUCGGGAACAGCAAGGGGCGCAGCGCUCCUACUGCCUCAACGGGCGGUGCCUUGAUUUCUCAGAUGAGGGCACGCCUCUGCGGAACACCAUCUACACAGAGUAUGAGAAGGGCCGCGCCCUAGACCUGGAGCCCAUCGAGCGCGCCUCUCCCUUGGAGUUCCAGCGACGGGAGCCCUACGCCUCCCCAUGGCGGCGGGCACGCCGCGACGUGACUUCCUCCUCCCACGCCAUUGCCAGCACCCUCAGUGACCGCCAGCUGCUAAGUCUCGUCGACCAGAUCAAUCAAACAAUAACAUCGCGUGAGAGGGCAGUACGAACCGGCGAAUCACUCUCCUCUAUCGACCUUAAGAACCCACUCUUCGUCAACCAAAUACCCCCAGACGCGCUUACCACUGGAGGGGAGGAGGAGGCCGAGGAGCGCAUCCUCAACAGGAACAGGAAGGUCACCUCUCAUACCCUGCAUCCUUAUAAGCCUGGAGCCUCGAGCGUGGAGUACCAAUGGCGGGUGCAUGUGUCUCCAUGUUCGGUAACUUGCGGCAGAGGACUGGAGGAGGAAGCUGCUGUGUGCUUCGAGCUACCGUCAGAAGAGGCAGUGGAGGCGUGGCGUUGCUUCCCGACGCCAGCCCCAAUUGCUGCAGGAUUCAGGGCAUGCUGGGGGACCAAGAGGACAUGCUCAGCGACGCCCCCAAACGCCGCCUCCACCGUCAUAGGCAGGUGGCUAAUGACGGUGUUGCGCGGGGUGACGAAUUCGCCGCCCUGACCACCGCCUGCAUGUAGUUAUAGACUUGGUUGCAUUAAAGCUGUAGUAGGAACCCGAGAAGCACUCCUGAACCACUGGCACGGAACUGUUUGUAUGUAUGAACGCACAACGGGAUGGCAGGAUGGUGGAUGGAGUAUUUAUACGCCGAACGUGGAGGGAUAUCUUCGUGUGGAUGCACGUUGUAACCAUUGCCUACAAGAGUUAGAGGCACUUGAAUUGACAGUGCAGACAAACAAGUGACACAGAAAACAAUUCAAAGGUAUAUAGUUAUCAGAUCAAACCUUGCGCUAAGUGAAGGAGGGCUUUCUACCAGGUGUAUGUAAGUGUUCUUUGUCUUAAGAAUAGUGAGGCCUUUUACAGGAGGCAGUUCAUCUGUUUCCUCCUUGACGCCUCCUUCACGGUAGCUUUUCCCCUCUCCGCACUCCUGACCUCAAAGGGUGGUCUUGGUCUGCCUGGCGUUUCACAUUUCAUAUCAGUAUGUCCGUGACCAUCACAAUGAUUCUCUCUCUCUCUCUCUCUCUCUCUCUCUCUCUCUCUCUCUCUCUCCAGUAAUCACUAA
Molecule: messenger RNA, 4129 nt
Organism: Portunus trituberculatus (swimming crab)
Lineage: Eukaryota; Metazoa; Arthropoda; Malacostraca; Decapoda; Portunidae
Product: A disintegrin and metalloproteinase with thrombospondin motifs adt-2-like
Exons: 23
Coding region: 1-3570 (1189 amino acids)
Biological process (GO): proteolysis; extracellular matrix organization
Cellular component (GO): extracellular matrix
Molecular function (GO): metalloendopeptidase activity
Source: RefSeq, a predicted model, not a curated record